Scleropages formosus (Asian bonytongue) is the source of this 1138-nucleotide messenger RNA. Its product is annotated as POU domain, class 3, transcription factor 4-like. Lineage: Eukaryota; Metazoa; Chordata; Actinopteri; Osteoglossiformes; Osteoglossidae. Gene Ontology annotation, biological process: regulation of transcription by RNA polymerase II; brain development. Gene Ontology annotation, cellular component: nucleus. The coding region runs from base 27 to 1133 and encodes 368 amino acids. The transcript has 2 exons. Gene Ontology annotation, molecular function: RNA polymerase II cis-regulatory region sequence-specific DNA binding; DNA-binding transcription factor activity, RNA polymerase II-specific. The record is from RefSeq and is a predicted model, not a curated record.
UAACUAGUAGGGGAUCUACACCAAGCAUGGCCACUGCCGCCUCGAAUCCCUACAGCAUUAUCAGCUCGAGCUCUAUGGUGCACGCAGACUCGGCGGUCAUGCAAGGGAGCCCUUUCAGGAAUCACCAGAAACUUCUCCAGAGCGAAUACUUACAAGGAGUCCCCAGCAAUGGACACCCCCUCGGUCACCAGUGGGUGACCAGCUUAUCCGAGGGGAGCCAGUGGUCAGCGGCGUCUCUGGCGGCCAGUCCUCUGGAGCAGCAGGAUGUAAAACCGGGGCGCGAGGACCUGCAGCUCGGGGCGAUCAUCCACCACAGGUCGCCGCACGUCGCGCACCACUCGCCGCACGCGAGCCACCCGGGCGCGUGGGGAGCGGCCGUGUCGCACAACACGUCGGCGAGCGGCGGCGCGCAGCCCGUCAACAUCUACACGCAGGCGGGCUUCACGGUGAACGGCAUGCUGGAGCACGGGGCCAUGACGCCCCCCGCGAACUCGGCGCAGAGCGGGGGCUUGCACGCGGGGCUGCGGGACACGCCGGAGCACGCGGACCAGCACCACCACCACCACCACCACUGCCACGAUCACUCGGACGAGGAGACGCCCACGUCAGACGAGCUCGAGCAGUUCGCCAAGCAGUUCAAGCAGCGGCGCAUCAAGCUGGGCUUCACGCAGGCGGACGUGGGGCUCGCGCUCGGCACGCUCUACGGCAACGUGUUCUCGCAGACCACCAUCUGCAGGUUCGAGGCGCUGCAGCUCAGCUUCAAGAACAUGUGCAAGCUGAAGCCGCUGCUGAACAAGUGGCUCGAGGAGGCCGACUCGUCCACGGGCAGCCCGAGCAGCAUCGACAAGAUCGCGGCGCAGGGCAGGAAGAGGAAGAAGCGCACGUCCAUCGAGGUGUCCGUCAAGGGCGUCCUGGAGACGCACUUCCUCAAGUGCCCGAAGCCGGCGGCGCAGGAGAUCUCGUCGCUGGCCGACAGCCUGCAGCUCGAGAAGGAGGUGGUGCGCGUGUGGUUCUGCAACCGGCGGCAGAAGGAGAAGAGGAUGACGCCGCCCGGGGGGGACCAGCCGCCGCAGCCGCACGAGCUGUUUGCGCACGGCGCGAGCGCGGACGCCUCCGCGUGCCACGACCUCUGACAGCG